GCCUCUGCCUCCCGAGUGCUGGGAUCAAAGGCUUGCGCCACCAUGUUAGGCAUUAAUGAGAAUUUUUAGUUGUAAUUCUGUCUCUAUCAGUACCAAAAGUUUUACUUUUGUUUUGUUGUUGUUGUUUUUAGCAUGUCCUAAAGGCCCUCUCUUUUUCAUUUUCAUAGCGUACAUAUGAAUUCAAUUCUUUAUAGAUACAGCCUUUCAAAACUUUCACUACACUUUGAGGUUUACUUUCAUUUUUUUAAAACUUAUUUUCAUUUGAUUAUUUUAUGUGUAUGGGUAUUUUGCCUGCGUUUAUGUAUGUGUUCUACAUGCAUUCAGGGUCCAAUAAAGUCAUAGGCAUUGGCUUCCCCGGAACUGGCGGCAGAGACAUGUGGGUGCUGGGAAUCGAACCUGGGUCAUCUGGAAGAGCAGCCAGUGCUCUGAGCCCUAAGUCACCUUUCCAGUCCCAUGGUUUGCUUUAUUAAAUUUCAGUUUCCAUCUAUUGUUAAAAUAUUCAGGGUUGGCAUUUUCAAUUGCCAGGUAAACGAAGUUUUCAUAGAUUGUUCCAGCAUUUUGUUUUACGAAGUAGUCAUUAGAAAAGUAACUAAGACAAGCAGUGACCAGUUUCUAGUCUUUUAAAUUAGGAUAAUUACUGCCUUUCACAGAAAAUUACAAAUAUGGAUUAAUACAGAUAAAAACAUUAUUGAUGAUUCUUAGGGAACAGAACACAGAAUUGUAAUGCUAUUGUGCCUACUUUUAGAUAGUCUCAAAUCUGUCCAUAUUUCUCAGUAGAAUAUACAUGUAUGCAUCUACACCAAGUACACAAACAUAAUUUUACUUAGUAUUUUUGUUGCUUUCAUCCUGUAGAGGGAAUGGACAGUCAGAACUGUAUUCUUGCUUUCUCUAAGAAUUUACACUGAGUGAAGAUGCUACAGGGAUGAUGAUACAAGGAAGGAAAAGAGAGAAAGAAUGAUGGGGCUUGGAUGUUCCUGGAAAUCUAUGGGCCAGCUGAGCCAAAUACUGUGUGCACAGUUCUCUUUGUCCUCCGGUGGAAACUGCAUAUAAUCUCCACUUUCCCAAGACUCUACUUUGUUGACAGAAGAAUCCAGAAGAGAACUGGUCAACUCUUGAAAUUUUAAGUCAUGGCCCAAGAGCUGGUAACGUUCAGAGAUGUGGCUAUAGACUUCUCUGAGGAAGAGUGGGAGUGCCUGAAUAUAGAACAGAGGACUUUAUACACAGAUGUGAUGAUGGAGACCUACAGCCACCUCAUCUCAGUGGGUGUGAUGAUGGAGACCUACAGCCACCUCAUCUCAGUGGGAUUCUGUGUUCAUCUGCCACACCUGUUCUCCUUAUUAGAAAAAAGAAAAGACCCAAGGAUGAUUUUGAUGGAUGAGACAAGAGGACUUUAUCCAGACAUAGAUUUCAGUUAUCAGAACAAGAAGUUAUUGAAAAACACUAACACAUAUGAAGAAUCAUCUCAAUGGGAAAUGAAGAAAUUUUUUAGAAAACACAGUCUUGAAGAUUUAUGUUUUGGAGAUGAUUGGGAAGACAAAAAUCGAUUUCAAACACAUCAAAAUCAGGAAUACUUCAAGCAACUGACACUUACCUGUGGAAAAAUGCUCACUGUGAACCAACAUACAGUUUUGAGUCACCAGAGACUUAAUACAGGAGAGAAAGCAAAUGAAUUUAAAUGUGAAAAAGCCCUCAGUUUUGGAUCAGACCAUAUUCAUCCUCAGUUAACUCACCCUGGUAACAAAUUCCAUGAAGAUAAGGACUGUGGGAAAUCCUUUCUUCCUUAUUCAGAACUCACUCACUUUCAGCAAGUUCUCUGUGGUAAGAAAACUCAUCAACGGAAGGAAUCUAGAGAGCCAUUCAGUUUGCAUUCAAGAAUAUUUGGCCUUCAGGGAAUCCAUACUGGUGAGAAAUCUUAUGAAUGUAAGGAAUGUGGAAAAUCCUUUACUUUGAAGUCAAACUUAACCCGACAUCACAGAAUUCAUACUGGUGAGAAGCCAUAUGCAUGUGAUGACUGUGGAAAGGCCUUCACUCAGCGAUCACAUCUUACUUCACAUCAGAAAAUUCACACUGGAGAAAAAGCUUAUGUAUGUGGAGUCUGUGGUAAGGCUUUUAAUCGUGGCUCAAGCCUGACUAAGCAUCAGAACAUUCAUUAUCAUGUGAUUAGUGCUGGCAAGAAAAUAUAUGAAUGUAUAGAAUGUGGCAAGGGUUUUAAUAGGCAUUCAAAUCUCACUCGCCAUAAGAAACUUCAUGCUAGAUCAGCUCUUACUAGUCAUAACAGAAAUCAGGCUGGAGAAAAACCUUUUAGAUAUAAGAGAUGUGGAAAAUCUUUUAGAUUUCCUUCACAACUUAGUUUACAUAGACAAAUUCAUACUGGUGAGAAAUCUUAUGAAUGUAAGGAAUGUGGAAAAUCAUUUACUUUGAAGUCAAACUUAGCUCAACAUCACAGAGUUCAUACUGGUGAGAGGCCGUAUGCAUGUGACGACUGUGGAAAAGCCUUCACUCAGCGAUCAUAUCUUACUUCACAUCAAAAAAUUCACACUGGAGAAAAAGCUUAUGUAUGUGAGGUUUGUGGAAAAGGUUUUAAUCGCAGCUCAAACCUGACUCAGCAUCAGAAUAUUCAUUAUGUAGUUAAUGCUGGCAAAAUAAUAUAUGAAUGUAAAGAAUGUGGCAAGGGUUUUAAUCGGCAUUCAAAUCUCACUCGUCAUAAGAAAACUCAUGUGGGAGAGAAACCUUUUAAAUGUAAGGAAUGUGGAAACACCUUUAUUCAAAAAUCACAUCUUACCAAACAUCAGAGAAUCCACACUGGUGAACGUAACAAGUCUUUUUCUGUCCCACCAGCCAGCUCCCAAAUAAUGACAUAGAGACUUAUUAAUGAUGAAAGCU
Messenger RNA from Peromyscus leucopus (white-footed mouse), 2883 nucleotides. RefSeq names its product zinc finger protein 790-like. The transcript is spliced from 5 exons. Bases 1128 to 2861 code for a protein of 577 amino acids. The record is from RefSeq and is a predicted model, not a curated record. Gene Ontology annotation, biological process: regulation of cytokine production; regulation of immune system process; negative regulation of transcription by RNA polymerase II. NCBI's taxonomy places the organism in Eukaryota, Metazoa, Chordata, Mammalia, Rodentia, Cricetidae. Gene Ontology annotation, molecular function: DNA-binding transcription repressor activity, RNA polymerase II-specific.